UAACGUGAUCUCAUCACAUUGUGGACAGGCCACUUGUGCUGUGUUAAGUGUGAACUGUUCAUUCUAUCAGCUCUUGUGCAGCCGUUGGUGGACUAAAUUUGUGAGCAGCAGAUCUGCGACCUCUCAUCACCUCCACCGGUGAGUGUGCACAUCUCUGAGUGCAGCAGAACUCGUGUCCCUUUGAGCCGCUACAGAACCACUCCAUUAGGAAACACCCAGGGACCAGAGGCCAGAGUCUUAGAGAGAAGGAUGGGGUCAGGAAAUGUCCCGCUGACAUGGCUCCUCAUUCUCGGCUUCACCACUGUUGCGUUGAAUCUGAACCCCGAUGACCCCAAUGUUUGCAGCCACUGGGAGAGUUACGCUGUGACAGUUCAGGAAUCCUACGCUCACCCAUUUGACCAGAUCUACUACACCAGAUGCACAGACAUUCUCAACUGGUUUAAGUGCACACGACACAGGAUCAGCUAUAAGACGGCUUACAGGCGGGGAGUGAGGACCAUGUAUAGGCGCCGCUCUCAGUGUUGCCCUGGUUACUUUGAGAGCGGAGACUUGUGUGUUCCUCUGUGUACAGAGGAGUGUGUGCAUGGCCGCUGCGUGUCUCCUGAUACGUGCCAGUGUGAGCCCGGAUGGGGAGGACUGGACUGCUCCAGUGGCUGUGAGAGUGACUUCUGGGGACCUCACUGCAGCAACCGGUGCCAGUGCCGAAACGAGGCCAAGUGCAACCCCAUCACCGGGGCUUGCGUCUGCACCGACGGGUACCAGGGAUGGCGCUGCGAGGAGCCCUGCGAGCACGGUUACUACGGCAAGUCGUGUCAGUUACCCUGCCAGUGUCUCAACGGAGCCACCUGUAACCACGAGACAGGAGAGUGCAUCUGUCCCUCUGGGUACACGGGAGCUUUCUGCGGAGAGAGCUGCCCCUCCGGUAGUCACGGGCCUCAGUGUGAGCAGCGCUGCCCCUGUCAGAAUGGAGGAACGUGCCASCACAUCACAGGAGACUGUUCCUGCCCCGCCGGCUGGACGGGUUCAGUGUGUGCCCAGCCCUGCCCUCUGGGUAAAUACGGCAUCAACUGCAGCAAAGACUGUUCGUGUCGUAACGGCGGCGUGUGCGACCACGUCACGGGGAAGUGCCACUGCGCAGCUGGCUUCAGCGGACGCAGGUGUCAAGAGGACUGUCCAGUGGGCACCUACGGCACGCAGUGUAACCAAAAGUGCGAGUGCCAGAAUGGUGCCAAGUGUCACCACAUCAAUGGAGCUUGUCUGUGUGAAACAGGUUUUAAAGGCCCCAAUUGUCAAGAAAGAUUCUGUCCUCCGGGCUUGUACGGUCUCAUCUGUGACAAGUUCUGCCCCUGUAAUACCUCCAACACCGUCAGCUGCCAUCCUCUUUCUGGUGAAUGCACUUGCUCUGCGGGAUGGACGGGGCUUUACUGUAAUGAGACCUGUACGCCUGGGUACUACGGCGACGGAUGCAGUCUGUUCUGCAGCUGCACCAACGGCGCCGACUGUCAUCCUGUCACAGGUGUCUGUACCUGCGCUGCUGGCUUCAUGGGGGAGGACUGUGACACAAUGUGCCCUCAGGGUGUAUUUGGGCCGAGCUGCAUGUCCACUUGUUCCUGCCACAACCAUGCGUCCUGCUCUCCAAUCGAUGGCUCCUGCACCUGCAAGGAAGGCUGGCAGGGCGUGGACUGCUCCAUCCCUUGUUCCAGUGGCACGUGGGGCUCGGGCUGUAACCAAACAUGCUCCUGCAGCAACGGCGCUGCAUGCGACCCCGUGGAUGGCACCUGCUCUUGUUCUKCUGGGUGGAGAGGGGAGCGCUGUGACGAGUCCUGUGCUGACGGCACCUACGGGUUGGAGUGUCGCGAACACUGUGACUGCAGCCACGCUGAYGGCUGCGACCCCGUUUCCGGCUCGUGUCGUUGCUUCCCUGGAUGGACAGGAAUCCACUGUGAUAAUGUGUGCCCACAAGGCUUCUGGGGACCCAACUGUUCAGUCAGCUGUUCCUGUCAGAAUGGCGGGUCCUGCUCUCCCGAGGACGGCACAUGUGUGUGCGCACCUGGAUACAGAGGCACCACGUGCAAAAGAAUCUGCUCUCCAGGGUUCUACGGCCACCGCUGUAGCCAGUCGUGUCCACAGUGUGUGCACAGCACCGGCCCGUGCCAUCACGUCACCGGCCACUGUGAGUGCCUCUCUGGCUUCACGGGUUCUCUGUGCAACCAAGCCUGUCCCUCUGGGCACUGGGGCCCCGAUUGUCUCAACUCGUGUAACUGCAACAACGGAGCCCAGUGCAGCGCCUACGAUGGGGAGUGCAGGUGCAGCCCUGGUUGGACUGGUCUCUACUGCACGCAGAGCUGUCCUUCAGGGUUCUACGGAAAGGACUGCGCCGAAGUCUGCCAUUGCCAGAACGGCGCCGACUGUGACCACAUCACUGGCCAGUGUGUUUGCCGAACGGGCUUCAUUGGGAAUAGCUGUGAGCAGAAGUGUCCCGCAGGUACAUUUGGAUACGGCUGCCAGCAGCUGUGUGAGUGCCUGAACAAUGCUACCUGUGACUAUGUGACUGGAACAUGCUACUGCAGCUCUGGAUAUAAAGGCAUCCGCUGCGAUCAAGCAGCUCUGAUGAUGGAGGAGCUCAACCCGUACACUAAGAUUAGCCCGGCACGGGGCUCCGAGCGCCAAUCGGCGGGGGCCGUCAUGGGCAUCAUCUUUCUGCUCCUCAUCAUCAUGGCCAUGCUUAGUCUGUUUGUGUGGUACAGGCAGAGGCAGAGGGACAAGGGUCACGAGAUUCACCCCAGCGUGUCCUACACACAGGCAAUGCAGAUUAACAACACGGACUAUUCUCUGUCUGAGUGUGGCAGUACUGGAGCGAUGAGGACCAGUGGAUCUGAGAUCAGUCAGAGCCAGAACAGCACCAGCAGCAGUAGCCAGUGCUUCUCCAACCCCAGUUACCACACCGUCGCCCAGUGUAACGUGGUCUCAACCAUUUCCAGCAACCUGGACGGCACUCUGACGCUCAAAUCAGGCACGUUGAAGGGCAGAAACAGCUCUGAAUGGAGAGCCUACUGCAGUCGUAAUGACAUAGAGGUUCAGCAGGGUGACGUACAAACACAAAGAGGCUCAAGAAAAGUUUCUGCAGAUUACAUCAAAAGCUCCAUGUGCAGCAACAGCUCCUGCUCCCUGAACGGUGAUAAUCCAUACGCCACCAUUAGAGACCCACCCAAGUUGGCAUGCAAGCACACAGAGAACAGCUACGUGGAGAUGAAAUCCCCCUCCCACCGUGAAGUGCCCUUCGGAGGUACCGCCACCCUCUUGGGCACUGUGAGCAGGAACAUCUAUGAAGUUGAACCAACUGUGAACAUCCUGCAGGGACCCAAUGGAAUGGCCACCGGCUUCUCCCAGACGCCCUAUGACCUUCCCUGCAGCAGCCACCUCCCCAGCCACUAUGACAUUCUGCCCAUGCAUCACAGCCCCAAACACACACCCCCACCACCUCCAGAAAGCCCCAGUUCUUUGCUCUAAAAUGCCCUCUCUCCUUCCAUGGGGGGGCCUGGACAGCCAACAUGCCCUCCCUUCGUCUGUGUGUGUGUAYGCUCAAUGAGAUACUGAGAUUCUGUGGUUGAGAUGAACCCCUCCGGACCAUCGUCUCAUUGGCUCUCUUUUUCUGUGACCCUGAAGGAAGUGAGAGGGAGGAACCAGUGCCCCCGCCCCCCUACAUACACACACACCAGCGACCAUUCGCCCAUUUUAUUCUCUUCUAUAAGUGAUCACUCAAACUGCUGCCUGGCCUUUUUAUGGUCCCCCCUGAAGUGGAACGUUAUUGUUCCAAACACUGCUUACGGCAGUUAUAUGAACUGAGUGGACAGUUUCUUUACAGGGAGAGCUAUCCUCGCGCUCAUUUUUAUCCCUUGAUUUAUGUUCAUUAUUGCAAACCAGCCGUGUGUUUGUAAUAUCCCCCAUGCAGAAGUGAUGGUCUCCUCAGGAAGGAAAGUAAAGCAGCGCUGAAUGUGUGAAAGAGGGCAAAGAUUCAUUGUGUACAAAGUAUCCAGUUAUAUGAAUUUGAAGAGAACAGCAGAGCGAACACAAACUGCUUCCAGUCAGAAGUGAAGAAAUGUCAAGGCGAAAGAAAAUAUUAAUCCGUCCUAAAUAUUCCGAUACGGGAACUGGGCUGAGAGAGAAACAAGAGAAAGCAUGGAUAAAGAGAAAAAAGUGUUGUAAUGGAUCUGUAUUCACUGUUACCCAGUAAUGAUCACACAGUUAAUGCUAAUGUAAGCUAAGUUUUGUUGUUAAUGAGGCCAUGUGUAUUUGGACAUGUAUUCAGGUCAUGAGUGUUCAUGCAUUUCUUAAAGCGUUACACAAAAACAAUCUCGAGCUUUUAUUUUCUUUCACCACACAAAUAAGUGCUACAAUCUUUUGUUCUUUUCCACGUAACUGCGUUUUCUUUUUUUUUUUUAGAAUAUUGGAUGUUAAAUGAUUGCUUUGAUAUUUUCUGGUUUGUAUUUAAAAAGCUAAUUACUAAUUUACAUAUUAAUUUAUAUUACCAAUUAUGUAUUUUUAAAUCAAUGUGAUUAUAAUAAAAAAGGACGAAGAAAAAAGAUGAGCAUGAUCAGAUAAUGGAUACCCACUGAUGUAGAUAACACAAUUUAUCUUGUGAGAUUAGCUGUGUCAUUCUGUGAGCUGUUUUUGAAGUCACAUCAAAUGUUCUUUAUUAAAUUGUAGAUUUGAAAAAAAAAA
Molecule: messenger RNA, 4722 nt
Organism: Austrofundulus limnaeus
Lineage: Eukaryota; Metazoa; Chordata; Actinopteri; Cyprinodontiformes; Rivulidae
Gene: megf11
Product: multiple EGF-like-domains 11
Biological process (GO): heterophilic cell-cell adhesion
Molecular function (GO): scavenger receptor activity; protein binding
Source: RefSeq, a predicted model, not a curated record